This is a messenger RNA of Mycosarcoma maydis (corn smut), 714 nucleotides long. RefSeq names its product putative nuclear zinc-finger motif containing protein. The coding region runs from base 1 to 714 and encodes 237 amino acids. The record is from RefSeq and is a predicted model, not a curated record. Gene Ontology annotation, biological process: termination of RNA polymerase II transcription. Gene Ontology annotation, molecular function: RNA polymerase II CTD heptapeptide repeat phosphatase activity. Gene Ontology annotation, cellular component: nucleus; mRNA cleavage and polyadenylation specificity factor complex. NCBI's taxonomy places the organism in Eukaryota, Fungi, Basidiomycota, Ustilaginomycetes, Ustilaginales. The transcript has a single exon.
AUGUCUUCGUCGUCGUCUACGACCCCGCCAUAUCCACCCACGUCGUCCGCAUCCGCAUCCUCAACCACAAUACCUGCGCCUACUCCUACAAUCGAGGCGGCGGCAGUUAACGGCGUCGUAGCCGGCUCGUCUUCCGAUAACAAUGUCUUGUUCUGCGUGGUCUGUGCGUCAAACCAAAACCGAUCGAUGGCAGCACACGCUCUGCUCGCGAAAUCCGGCUUCAACGUCACGUCUGCCGGCACAGGUUCUGCGGUCCGCUUACCGGGACCCAAAAUCAACCUCCCCAACAUCUACCCGUUUGGAACGGCGUACACAGACAUCAUCUCGGAUCUGAAUUCGAAAGAUCCGCGUCUGUACUGGGCCAACGGUCUUAUGACCAUGCUGAAUCGAAACAAAGACGUCAAACGCGCACCGGAGCGUUGGCAGGAAACUAAAUAUGCAGCCGACGUCGUCAUCACGUGCGAAGAAAGGUGCUUCGAUACCGUCUGCGAGGACUUGUUCAGCCGAGGCGCCGAGCUGAAUCGACCAGUACAUGUCAUCAAUGUCGAGAUCAAGGAUAACCACGAAGAAGCGGUAGCGGCGGGUAAAGCGAUCCUCGAUCUGGCAGAGGCGAUAAGAGCCGCAAACGACCUGGAUGAAGAGAUCGAGCCAAUUCUCGAACGUCAUCAGGACAAACAUCCACAUGCCAUCUUGCAUACUGUGGCGUACUAUUGA